GUUGCCAGUAGUAGAAGGGGCGGAGCUUGUACGCUGCUGGGAGCCGGUGCUUUGCAUGUCCGAAGGGGCACUGGUGCGGUCUACUUGUCUAGCAGCGUAACAGCAUCGACAUGGCUUCGCUGUCAGUCGACGAUAACAGUAAGAGCAAGGUGAGAUCAGUGUCAGUGGAUUUGAACACCGAUCCUUCUCUUCAGAUUGAUAUUCCGGAUGCGUUAAGCGAGAAAGACAAAGUAAAGUUUACGGUCCAUACAAAGACCACGCUGAGCACAUUCAAAAGCCCAGAGUUCAAUGUGAUUCGUCAGCACGAAGAUUUCAUUUGGCUACAUGAAGCCCUUGUCGAGACUGAAGAAUAUGCUGGAUUUAUUAUUCCACCAGCACCUGCGAAACCCGACUUUGAUGGACCUCGAGAGAAGAUGCAGAAGCUGGGGGAGGGGGAAGGCUCCAUGACCAAGGAUGAAUUUGCCAAAAUGAAACAGGAGCUGGAGGCGGAGUAUUUGGCGGUGUUUAAGAAGACAGUAUCGGUCCACGAAGUCUUCCUCCAGAGACUGUCAUCUCAUCCCAUAUUAAGCAAAGACCACAACUUCCAUAUAUUCUUGGAAUAUGAGCAAGAUCUAACCGUAAGAAGGAAGAAUACCAAAGAGAUGUUUGGUGGCUUUUUUAAGAGUAUGGUAAAAAGUGCUGACGAGGUUCUGUUUUCUGGAGUUAAGGAAGUUGAUGAUUUCUUUGAACAAGAAAAGAUCUUCUUGAUGAAUUACUACAACAGGAUCAAGGAUUCUUGUGCCAAAGCUGACAAAAUGACAAGAACUCACAAGAAUGUUGCUGAUGAUUAUAUCCAUAUUUCAGCCGCUGUGACCUCUUUAUCCGAGGAGGAGAACCCAACUGUUAGAAAACACUUGGUAAAACUUGCAGACCUAUUUGAAAAACUACGGAAAGUUGAGGCCAGAGUUUCUUCAGAUGAAGAUUUAAAACUCACAGAACUUUUACGAUACUACUUGCUUAAUAUUGAAGCGGCGAAGGACCUACUAUACAGAAGGACCAAAAGUCUAGUCGAUUAUGAGAAUUCUAACAAAGCCCUUGAUAAAGCAAGGUUGAAAAGCAAAGAUGUGAAACAGGCAGAGUUGCACCAACAAGAGUGUUGCCAGAAAUUCGAGAAACUCUCCGAGUCGGCAAAACAAGAGCUAAUUAGCUUCAAGAAAAGAAGAGUGUCUGCCUUUCGCAAAAAUCUAGUUGAAAUGACGGAAUUAGAAAUUAAGCAUGCUAAGAAUAACAUAGCCAUGUUACAAGGCUGCAUUGAACUGUUCAAGAACACUUAAAGGAUUAUUUACACUAACUCAGGAACAAUGUGACCAAUAAGCCCAAUUGCACUUCAGGUGCCGGCCUUCUUCACUAGCACAGCUGUCCAGAAUUUUGCAUUUGCAAAAAAUACCCUCAUGAAUCACCGCUUAAGGAGGGAGCAUCUUUAACAAUGGGAAAAAAAUAUAUAUAUGUAUAUGUAUGUGUGUAUAUAUAUAUAUAUAUAUAUAUAUGUCACUGUGAUUUAAUAGAACUCAUUGUAAAUCAUUGUUUAACAGAUAUUCUGCAGCUUAAUCUUGACCUGCAUUGCUUGGAUGCCUAGACCUGUUAAACCUUUACGUAGGUCCCACAGAGCUAGGAAGGACUGUUCAUAUAUCGCAGUGAUCGUUUACUAAUCUAUGCAUUGGGUGUACCAUAGGUUUUAAAGUUUAGUGCACCAGGGCAGAAUAAUCAAAUUAACCUCACGUUUCUAUUUUUUUAUGUUGGUAAUUGCCUUUAUAUUUUGUAACCGUAAAAAAAAAAAAAAAAAAUCCUGGGCUCUGUUAAAAAUAUUUUCUUGAAUCAGUCAUAUGGUAAAAUGUUAAAUGUAAAUUGUUUAAUCUUGCAGCUCUAGUCAAUAUUUUGACAUUCGUAUCAACAUAUAUUGAAAAUGUAUUUUUCAUGGGAAGCCUUUUUUUUGAUCUUAAUAAAUAUGCUUCUACUGAAAAAAA
This is a messenger RNA of Spea bombifrons (plains spadefoot toad), 2003 nucleotides long. It is a transcript of the gene SNX5, whose product is annotated as sorting nexin 5. Gene Ontology annotation, molecular function: dynactin binding; phosphatidylinositol binding. Bases 111 to 1313 code for a protein of 400 amino acids. The record is from RefSeq and is a predicted model, not a curated record. NCBI's taxonomy places the organism in Eukaryota, Metazoa, Chordata, Amphibia, Anura, Pelobatidae. Gene Ontology annotation, cellular component: endosome. The transcript has 13 exons. Gene Ontology annotation, biological process: pinocytosis; intracellular protein transport.